AUGUGCAGUAACACAACAGCUAACAUGAUGCCCUUUGGGUUACGGGUUCCCAAUCCUGCCCCACUCCUGCCCAUUCUGGGUGGAGUUGGCCAGAGUACCCUGGAUUUUCAUCGGGCACAGGUGUACGACUACAGCAGCCGUCUGAACUUACAGUUUGCUCUGAGAGGCUACCCGACAUUGCCCCCAUACCACACCAUGGGCAACACUGCCGACCCUUUUCGUCACUUGUACCUGUAUGCUAAACACGACCCCCGGGCCAACUUCAUCCACGAAGAACCUAAACCCAGCCAAAGUUACAUUGGACUCAUCGCAAUGGCCAUUUUGAGCAUCCCUGAUAAGAAAAUGGUUCUGAGCGACAUUUAUCAGUAUAUUUUGGACCAUUAUCCUUAUUUCCGAACCAGGGGGCCUGGCUGGAGGAAUAGCAUUCGUCACAAUUUGUCUUUGAACGAUUGUUUUAUUAAGGCUGGGCGAAGUGCAAAUGGUAAAGGACAUUACUGGGCUAUCCACCCGGCCAACCUCGAAGAUUUUAAAAAAGGGGAUUUCAGAAGACGCCGUGCCCAGAGACGAGUUAGAAAAUAUUUGGGUUUGUCUGUACCAGAUGAUGAAGACAGCCCGAGUCCGUCACCGACCAAUACUAACCGGGAGAGCUGGAUAGAGGACAAACCCAGCAGUGAAAGCGCCAUUGAGGAGCCCAAGAUUGCUGAUGGAGGUUUGUCAGAGAACACAGCCGCAUUGGUGUCCACUACGGUGCUGCCAGUAGCAUCGGUGACUGGGCCCCUCGAAACACGAGGCCCCGAGGCGAUGCAGCAAAAUGACGGUGUGCAGGGCAUUGUUAAAAAAUCAACGGGAAUUAAAAGGCGAUUGUUCGACAUGGAAAGUCUCUUGGCUCCCGAUACGGAAUCCCCGAGAGCUUUCAAAACGUUUGUGGCAGCAGAUUUAACCGUCAGGCGUGGCACGCGGGAAAACGCGGAGGACAGUGAUACGGAAAUAGUAGUCACGGACGAAAUCGGCAGUUCUCACAGUGACAAACUUAGUUCUCAGUUCUCUCCAGAUUCUGGACACGAAACAUUAGAUCAUUCAAGCCUCAGCAAAGGCGACGAGGACUUUGAGGGAAACUCCGUGGAUGGUGAUCAGUCCGCUCUGGAUCUUCACCUCAGCCGUGCAAGACAGGUGCCACACACAGGGGCCGAUGGGGACGGGACCCCCACCGUGAUAAAGAUCCACACGGCACCCCCCACUCUCCUCACUAAUGGACUCGGGAUGCCAUUUGCUCCUAACCACCUAAUUUCUAGCUCCGCUGGCCAAGGGGGCCUCGCGUGGCCUGACCGCCCGAGCGCCUUUCAGAGGAUGGUCGGGGCCCCGGUGGCCGGUUCUCUCACCCCAACGUCAUACUCCUCCUUGCUGGGCCAAACGCGACCGUCAUUUCCUAUUUGCCUGACCACUGCGGACACUGUGACAUCAGCUCAGAAAUGGCAAGAAACUCUAUCCAGAAUUAUGGCCAGGUCCUAUGAUAAAACCAUGAAAACGGACAGCUAA
Liolophura sinensis is the source of this 1536-nucleotide messenger RNA. RefSeq names its product forkhead box protein J3-like. Gene Ontology annotation, biological process: cell differentiation; anatomical structure morphogenesis; regulation of transcription by RNA polymerase II. The transcript has a single exon. The record is from RefSeq and is a predicted model, not a curated record. NCBI's taxonomy places the organism in Eukaryota, Metazoa, Mollusca, Polyplacophora, Chitonida, Chitonidae. Gene Ontology annotation, molecular function: DNA-binding transcription factor activity, RNA polymerase II-specific; RNA polymerase II cis-regulatory region sequence-specific DNA binding. Bases 1 to 1536 code for a protein of 511 amino acids.